AUGGGGAAUUGUCUAAGGCAUGAGUCAGAAACGCACUGGUCUGGUGAAGAUUGGGAUGAUGAUUUCAUCACAGAACAUGAAGAAGAACAAGAUCAUCAUCAUCAUAGCUCCAAGACGACAUCCAUUAAGGCUAGUAAAACAGUAAUUGUCACGCAAGACAGUAAAUCAUCUCAUCAUGAGAUAAAGAUCAGGCUCACGAAGAAGCAACUCCAGGAUCUACUGAAUCAAGUCAACGUCCAUGACCUGACCGGUUCUGAUCGUAAAACUGAAGAAGGCAACCAUCACCGGUUAUGGACACCGGUUCUGCACAGCAUACCGGAGGUUUAA
Brassica oleracea var. oleracea is the source of this 327-nucleotide messenger RNA. RefSeq lists its product as uncharacterized. The transcript has a single exon. Lineage: Eukaryota; Viridiplantae; Streptophyta; Magnoliopsida; Brassicales; Brassicaceae. The record is from RefSeq and is a predicted model, not a curated record. Bases 1 to 327 code for a protein of 108 amino acids.